AUGGCAAAGACCAAGGGAAACAGUCCUGAGGCAGUACUGAUUCAGACUAUAGAGAGUUACAACUUCAAGCUAUCCGGAUGGGCUGCAGGGAAAUACGAAGUUCCCGAUAUGGUGGGAUGGGGAGAAUCAAGUAUGAUUGCCGCGGAGAAGUUGUUACUUGAGGCAACUCUUGAGGAUCCAGCAAAUCAAAGAUUUGUUCUACUCUCUGACAGUUGUGUUCCUCUGUACAACUUUAGCUACAUAUACAACUAUGUGAUGUAUUCUCCAAGGAGUUUGAUGGACAGCUUUCUUGAUAAGAAGGAGGGCCGCUACAACCCCAAGAUGUCACCUAUAAUACCAAAGGAGAAAUGGCGAAAAGGGUCCCAGUGGAUCACUUUAGUUCGAAGCCAUGCAGAAGUCAUUGUAGAUGAUGAAGAUAUUCUUUCAGUAUUCAAGAAGUUUUGCAAGAGACGCCCCCCUGUAGAUGCAAGAUAGGGAAAGCUGAAU
Molecule: messenger RNA, 486 nt
Organism: Alnus glutinosa
Lineage: Eukaryota; Viridiplantae; Streptophyta; Magnoliopsida; Fagales; Betulaceae
Product: glycosyltransferase BC10-like
Exons: 7
Coding region: 1-474 (157 amino acids)
Cellular component (GO): membrane
Molecular function (GO): glycosyltransferase activity
Source: RefSeq, a predicted model, not a curated record